AUGACCAGGACUGCGUACUCUACGCCCGCAAGCAUGACUACCUCCUGGCUUCUGAGGCUGGUCGCUCGCGCUUCACUUUCCGCCGCAUUGACCGAUGAGGAGAAGGCAGAGAAGACCCUCCACGAGUCCAUCGCAGCGGCCUCCAUCGUACGAGCCACGGGUUCGUACAGCAACGCCUCCAACUGUGUCUGGCCGGAGUGUGCGCCCGUCUGUGAGGACUGUGGCAGCAAGGGUGUCGGCUCUUGCAUGAUUCCGGGAGCUCAGAUGUGUCCGUGGUCCGCCAAGUGCACGCUCGGCAGCUGCUUCUGUCGCAAAGGCUACUGCGCUCGAGGGCAGGAGUGCAAGUUUCGCACCUGUCAACUGGGAGCUCGGCCGCCAAAGCAUGCGGUCAGCAACAGUGCGCGGCGACUGGCAGAGUUUGGGCCAGAGCUGCCGUACAACGCGACGGCAGAGGAGUGGCACGAAUUCGUUGUCGGCUCUACGAAAUGGCCCUUCCUGCUCCUCUUAGCUGGGGUGGUGGUGGGGCUCCUCACGUGCGGCUGUAUCUGUGGGCACUGCGCCUGGGAGCCCAGCUGUAUGCCCACGUCUCCCAUUAUCCUUCUGGUCCUUUGCAUCCUUACCGUGGGGUUCAUCACCUUCGGCGUCGUGUCACGGGCCGCGGUGGUCAGCCAUUCCUUUGACUUGAUCGGCCAACAGCUUCGCCGUGUCCAGAAGAGCAUCGUGAGUGCUAAGAACCUGGCGAAAGAUUUGGAGGACAUGGCGUCGCAAUUUCAGGCUGUUGUCGAUGACCUCCCACACACCUGCAAUGCGAUGGUCCCUGGCGCGAAGGAAAUGAUGGCAAUGGCCUCCGACAAGGCCAAAGAGAAGUUGCUGGAGAUGAGCGAGAAGGUUGAAGCAUUCUCCAACGUGGCGAAUGCCGCUGACUUCUCAAUGAGCACCGCCCUGUCACAGGAGUGGACGAUGAAGAUGCUCGUUGUGAUCGGCCCCAUGGUGCCGCUAGUUCUCAUGGCCCUGUGGACCCUGGGUGUUGCGAUCGCCACGAUCGUCUCCUGGCUGAGUUCGAACCCGAAGAUCGCGAAGCGCGCCGACGAUCUGGUCAUCGAGUGCGCAGCACCCUGUACCUGUUGCUUGAUGAUGCUGGCGGUGCUGCUGGCGUCCUCGUACCUCUGGGUGGGGAUCCUCGUGGGUGGAGUCUGCCUGAACUUGGAUGGCAACGCAGUGAGCUUGAUCCACACAGUGAAUUUCACGGAGCUGUCGCAUUUCAAGUUCCACAUCGACCCGGUCCUGGAAGGCUCGACGAGAUACUACAUCGAGGGCAGCCAGGAGAAUCCCAUGAUAUCCAUGAUUGAGGACGUGGAGCGAGAUGCAACAGCGCUCUAUACCGUCUACACCAAUGCGACGUGGGCAACGACCCCUGCCGAGAUGGUGUGCGAUGGCGUCCGGAACCUCAAUGCAUCGGAAGCACUAACAGCCUGCACAAGGUCUGUCGGCUUUGCCUCAGAGCUGAUGUCUGCUAGUAACAUCUACCCGUACUACGAGACACUGGGCCAUGACCUGAUGUGCGACACGAUGCUCCAUGGGAUGACUCUUCUGGUUUUCUACUCGGCGGUGGUAAGCAUCGUCCUGAUGCCCCUCGUCGCCAUCUGCGCGGACGUAGAUCUGAGGAAAUGGGAGGCCUACAAGGAGGCUAACUACGAGAAUCACUACGAUAUCUCGCACGAGAUGCAGGAAAAGUUUCCUUUCCUGGGCAACCUGCACCCUCUCUCGCUCUCGCAGCAGAGCACACCGCGAGGCACGCCACUGCCAUCCCCGCAUGGUGGAUGGCAGCAGAUGCCCCAAAUGCCCUGGCAACACUGA
Messenger RNA from Symbiodinium sp. CCMP2592, 1857 nucleotides. The record is from the annotation of a GenBank genome assembly. NCBI's taxonomy places the organism in Eukaryota, Dinophyceae, Suessiales, Symbiodiniaceae.